Messenger RNA from Larimichthys crocea (large yellow croaker), 1827 nucleotides. RefSeq names its product solute carrier family 14 member 2 (gene slc14a2). Gene Ontology annotation, molecular function: urea transmembrane transporter activity. Gene Ontology annotation, biological process: urea transmembrane transport. Lineage: Eukaryota; Metazoa; Chordata; Actinopteri; Sciaenidae. Bases 208 to 1605 code for a protein of 465 amino acids. The transcript has 10 exons. The record is from RefSeq and is a predicted model, not a curated record. Gene Ontology annotation, cellular component: membrane.
UGUGCAGCCUGAGAGAAGCUGGCAACUCACGCAACCUAUGCCUAUUCUCGUACAUAUGCUUGGAUCACACUCCACAAAGGUAGGAGCACUUAGAAUUGACUGUUAAAGACCCUGGACGAGGAUAUUCAGCAGAAUAUCAACAGUUCCACUUCUGUUGCACUUACCACCACCUCUCCUGCCACCACCUCUGUUGAGCUCCAGCCCCUCAUGGCACAGACUGACCUGCCGUCUGAACAUGACAACACCCAGGAGGACAGGAAGGAAAAGGAGCCUGUGCAGCCAAGACUGCAGAGGGCCAGAGCCUGUCUCUUGAAGGGAGUCUCCUACUUCUCUGGAGACAUGGAGGUGUUUGGAAAAUGGAUGGAAAAGCAGUUUUUCUUGCUGCAGUUGCUCGACUGGGUUUUGCGCGGAGCUGCUCAGGUGAUGUUUGUUAACAAUCCUCUGAGCGGCCUCAUCAUUUUCGCUGGCCUCAUUCUCCAGAACUACUGGUGGGCUCUCAACGGAUUUGUGGGAACGCUCUUUGCCACCAUUUCUGCACUGAUUCUGCAACAGAACAGGGGUGCAAUAGCAGCAGGCCUGUAUGGUUAUAAUGGCAUCCUGGUGGGUCUGCUGAUGGCUGUGUUCUCCAAAGCGGGAAACUGGUACUGGUGGCUCCUGCUACCCAACAUCUUCAUGUCCAUGAUGUGCCCAGUUGUGUCCAGUGCCCUAGCAUCUAUUAAUAGUCGCUGGGAUCUGCCAGUGUUCACGCUGCCCUUCAACAUCCUGGUGUGUCUCCACAUGGUUGCCACUGGCCACUUCAACCACCACUUCCCCCAAGUCCUCAUUCAGCCUCGCUCAGAGCUGCCCAACAUUACCUGGUCUGAAAUCGAUGUGCCCAAGCUGUUCAUGUCAGUGCCUGUGGGAAUUGGCCAAGUCUACGGCUGUGACAACCCCUGGACAGGAGGAAUCUUCAUCAUCUCACUCUUCAUCUCCUCCCCUAUCACCUGCGCUCAUGCCGUCCUGGGAUCUGCUGUUGGCAUGGUUUCUGGCCUGGCUCUGGCAGCUCCUUUUGGAGACAUUUACUUUGGCCUCUGGGGAUACAACUGUGUGUUAGCCUGCAUUGCCAUUGGAGGAAUGUUUUAUGCCCUCACCUGGCAGGUGCACCUGCUUGCCAUCACAUGUGCCUUUUUCUGUGCAUACCUCAGCUCUGCCAUUGCAAAUAUUAUGUCUGCGUUUGGUCUUCCAGCCUGCACCUGGCCUUUCUGUCUCUCUGCCCUUACUUUCCUCCUAUUGACCACGGGGACCAAAAGGAUUUUCAAGUUGCCUCUGGCCAAAGUCACCUACCCCGAGAAAAACCUACGCUUCUUCUGGAAGCUGAAGAAGCAGGAGAAAAUGGAGAAGGCUGAGAAAGAGAGGAAAGAGAGAGAGGAGCAGCAGAAAGUCACAGAAGAAGAGAUAAUACUAAACGAGAAAGAGAAACUGAGGAUAGAGAUUGAAAGAAUGGAAAAAGGAGGAGUAGCAAGUGAGGCAUCAGAGGGUAAAAAUGGUGAGACACAUGGCAAAGACCAGGCACCUGGGGUAGAACAACAGAGCACUGAAGAAGAAGUUCUCACUGAUUAUGUUUAAUAGCUACAUUCCUGCAGAGAGAGAGAGAUGAUACACCAAUGGCACUUAACUGUAUGAAGUAUGAGUCUGUAUUAAUACUUUAAAAUGAAAAACUGGCAGUGCUUUCUUCUUUCCGAGUCCAGCUGAUGUGUUACUGGAUGAUUUGUUAAACCUAUUAUGUCUGUCUAUAUAAUAAAUGUAAAUAUUUUGUAAAUAUUUUCUAAAAUAUAAAGCAUUUUCUCA